Messenger RNA from Fraxinus pennsylvanica, 792 nucleotides. NCBI's taxonomy places the organism in Eukaryota, Viridiplantae, Streptophyta, Magnoliopsida, Lamiales, Oleaceae. The record is from the annotation of a GenBank genome assembly.
AUGGGUAGUUGUGGAAGGAACAGUGGGGUGAGGCAAUACAUAAGAUCAAAGGUGCCUAGAUUAAGAUGGACUCCUGAUCUUCAUCACUGUUUUGUUCAUGCCAUAGAGAGACUUGGAGGCCAGGACAAGGCAACUCCAAAGCUUGUUCUUCAGUUGAUGAAUGUUAGAGGACUUACCAUUUCUCAUGUUAAAAGUCAUCUACAGAUGUACAGAGGCAUGAGGUCUGAUAUGAGCAAACAAGAUAGAAGCAGCAGUACACGGCAAAAGAAUAAGUUUCUUGAAGAUCUUCAUCAAGAAGGAUGUGUAGAACAAGAAAAUCCCAUAGAAAUAUCAGAUUCAAUGUUCAUUUACUCUCCUCUACCUGUAAAAAGAGCUCGAAUCGAGAGGAUUAGUUCUUUCUCAGAGAAGCAAAUACGUGAGUCGGUCUCCGAUCCGUACUGUGAUGAUGAUUACAUGCAGACUAGCGCUGAUAAAGGUGUUAAAGAAGAGAGUUCACUAGCAGAAUCUGAGUUUUUCAAGGUGGUUCCGAACCAAGAGAAGGACCAUUGUGAAUCAUUUGAGCAAAUGAAACUCGAGAGCUUAGGGCAUAUUCACACAGCAGGUGAUGAGAUUGAGGGUUGUGAAUUGUCAUUGUCCCUCUCAUUGCAGAAAAGCAACGGUUAUUCCACUAGUGAAAUCGUGAGUGAGGCAGUAUCGUCGACCUUCACCAGUAGGUCGAACAUUAAUCAGCACGCUUCUUCGCAAAAUCAUAAUGUUAAUCUAGACCUCUCUAUUGCUCUCUGUGGUGCUUGA